This is a messenger RNA of Rotaria sp. Silwood2, 633 nucleotides long. The record is from the annotation of a GenBank genome assembly. Lineage: Eukaryota; Metazoa; Rotifera; Eurotatoria; Philodinida; Philodinidae.
AUGUCUGGACCGAGCUCCAGCCCUGAGCCUAGGCUCGAUCUUAGUGCUACUAAAUUUACAGAUCGGGAUGAAACACGUGCAAAAAUAUUUGCUGAUCUUGUUUCAAUGCCUAUUCAACUGAAAUAUCUUAUUGUUGAAAACUUUCAAUGUUUGGUAUAUGUUAUUGAACAUACAUGUGAUCAUUUGCGAAAAAAUGCAUUACAUACUGUUCAAUUCGCUGAAUUUAGUAUUUCAAGUUGUAAUUUUGGAACAAAUGAAGCAAUUCAUACUGGUAAACAUCUUGUACCUUUUCUCAGUACUUAUAUGCCUAAUUUACAAACAUUACGGCUUUGGAGACCAGAUGAUUUUCCUUGGACAUCGAUUCGACCAAACUUCAAAUAUGGAUACUAUUAUGGAGUUUCAAUGGGACAAUGGCAACGAACUCUGAAUACGCCUCAAUCUAUCAAUGAACAUGUAGCUGUCUUUGAACAAGAUCUUUCUCAAUUAUUUGAACAAUUAAAACAACUCGUCUAUCUUGAUAUUCAUGGCGAUACGUCGUCUGAAAAAAUCGAACCUUAUCGUUUAAUGGUUCAAACUCGUUUUCCAAACAGUCAAAUUGAUAUUCAGAUAUCAAGAUUUCGUCUUUGGAUGUAA